AUGUCGUUAGUCAGUCUUUUGUGUUGGGAAUGUGGUGUUGCUAGUUGGUUUUUUGUUGGUGGACUUGUGGCAUCGUUUGUCACUAGCAGGAUGGCUUCUAUCGAUGCUUUUGCUUUUCGUCGUUAA
Dentiscutata erythropus is the source of this 126-nucleotide messenger RNA. Lineage: Eukaryota; Fungi; Glomeromycota; Glomeromycetes; Diversisporales; Gigasporaceae. The record is from the annotation of a GenBank genome assembly.